GAGCCGUGCGCAGCGGCGUGUGUGGGGCCGUGUGCAGACCCGCGUGUGGCGCAGCCAAGGACCCUGAAAAUAAACAGCCACCGCUUUGCGAGUCGCUUUUCGGAACCUGCGUCCGAGUCUCCGCAGCCGCGGGUCGCUCAGACGCCGAAGCUGUAACUUCAGCCAUGAGCAGCAACGAGUGCUUCAAGUGUGGACGAUCUGGCCACUGGGCCAGGGAAUGCCCUACUGGUGGAGGUCGGGGUCGUGGAAUGAGAAGCCGUGGCAGAGGUGGUUUUACCUCGGAUAGAGGUUUCCAGUUUGUUUCCUCAUCUCUUCCAGACAUCUGUUAUCGCUGUGGUGAGUCUGGUCAUCUUGCCAAGGAUUGUGAUCUUCAGGAAGAUGAAGCCUGCUAUAACUGCGGCAGAGGUGGCCACAUUGCCAAGGACUGCAAGGAGCCCAAGAGAGAGCGAGAGCAGUGCUGCUACAACUGUGGCAAGCCAGGCCAUCUGGCUCGUGACUGUGACCACGCGGAUGAGCAGAAGUGCUAUUCUUGUGGAGAAUUUGGACACAUUCAGAAAGACUGCACCAAAGUAAAGUGCUAUAGGUGUGGUGAAACUGGUCAUGUAGCCAUCAAUUGCAGCAAGACAAGUGAAGUCAACUGCUACCGUUGUGGCGAGUCAGGGCAUCUUGCACGGGAAUGCACGAUUGAGGCUACAGCCUAAUUAUUUUCCUUUGUCGCCCCUCCUUUUUCUGAUUGAUGGUUGUAUUAUUUUCUCUGAAUCCUCUUCACUGGCCAAAGGUUGGCAGAUAGAGGCUGUUCCCAGGCCAGUGAGCUUUACUUGCAGUGUAAAAGGAGGAAAGGGGUGGAACAAAAACGACUUUCUGCAUUUAACUACAAAAAAAGUUUAUGUUUAGUUUGGUAGAGGUGUUAUGUAUAAUGCUUUGUUAAAGAACCCCCUUUCCGUGCCACUGGUGAAUAGGGAUUAAUGAAUGGGAAGAGUUGAGUCAGACCAGUAAGCCCUUCUGGGUUUCUUGAGUGUGUUCCCAUGUAGGAGAUAAAACCAAUUUUGGAAGUGUCUAUGAACUUCCAUGUGUAACUUUAAUUUUAGCAUAAUGAUGGCCUUGGAUUGUCUGACCUCAGUAGCUAUUAAAUAACAUCGAGUAACAUCUGUAUCAGGCCCUCAGAACAUACAGCUGAGUGGGAGUAAACAAAAUGAAAAGAGAAAUGUGUGCAUGGCUAUGCCAGAGAAGUGGGAUGAAAGGAGCAGGUUCGUGCAGUGCUGAUGCUGGACGCACAGGUGGAGAUGGCAAAGGUGUAGAACACAUUUUCAAAGAUGAAAUCUAAAACCCACAGGAAACAUCCAUGCUCAGAGUUAGCAUAAUUUGGAGCUAUUCAGGAAUUGCAGAGAAAUGCAUUUUCACAGAAAUCAAGAUGUUAUUUUUGUAUACUAUAUCACUUAGACAACUGUGUUUCAUUUGCUGUAAUCAGUUUUUAAAAGUCAGAUGGAAAAAGCAACUGAAGUCCUAGAAAAUAGAAGAUGUAAUUUUAAACUAUUCCAAUAAAGCUGGAGGAGGAAGGGGA
Molecule: messenger RNA, 1561 nt
Organism: Jaculus jaculus (lesser Egyptian jerboa)
Lineage: Eukaryota; Metazoa; Chordata; Mammalia; Rodentia; Dipodidae
Gene: Cnbp
Product: CCHC-type zinc finger nucleic acid binding protein
Exons: 5
Coding region: 165-701 (178 amino acids)
Biological process (GO): positive regulation of cytoplasmic translation
Cellular component (GO): cytoplasm
Molecular function (GO): single-stranded RNA binding; mRNA binding; translation regulator activity
Source: RefSeq, a predicted model, not a curated record